Messenger RNA from Eruca vesicaria subsp. sativa (arugula), 736 nucleotides. The record is from the annotation of a GenBank genome assembly. NCBI's taxonomy places the organism in Eukaryota, Viridiplantae, Streptophyta, Magnoliopsida, Brassicales, Brassicaceae.
CAAGACCCAAAAAAAAACAACAGAUAAUAACAUGAGAUCUCUCUUCCUACUAGCCUUGUUCCUAGCUCUUUCUUUUCACCAUGGUGAAGCAGCUGUGACUUGCAACACGGUCGUUGGAGAUCUUUACCCUUGUCUCUCAUACGUGAUGCAAGGCGGAAACGUCCCACCAGCUAACUGCUGCAACGGUGUUAGAUCGCUCAACAGUCAGGCUCAAUCUACUGUGGAUCGUCAGAGUGUGUGCCGUUGCAUCAAAAAUGCUAUUGGAGGAGUCUCCUACUCUUCUAGUAACCUCAACAAUGCUCAGUCUUUGCCUGCUAAGUGUGGUGUUAAUCUUCCUUUCAGGAUCAGCCCUUCCACCAACUGCAACAGUAUCCACUGAGAUAAGCAGAAGAUCCUAAAGGAAGCUACUACUACUACAAGAACUUAAGACAUAUGGCUUGGUAGUAACUAUGUUGAUCGGUUGAUGUAUCUUCACCUCUAUGUUCUUCAAGGUUCUAAUAAAAAUUAUCAACAUGCUAAGAUAUCAGACCAAAAUAUAUAUUCUUACUUACAUCCACACUCCAACAUACGAUUAUCAAAAUGAAUUAUAAUUUCGGCCAAAUGUGAAAACAUUCGUUAUGUUUUGUUACUAGCUAAAAUUCCACUGCGAUCUGAACUAGCAGGUAAAAAAUAAGGUCAUGAAGUAAACCUAUAUACAGCAUAUUCAAACAACAUAAAUUCAAUACUCUUAUGCAUC